Molecule: messenger RNA, 3796 nt
Organism: Struthio camelus australis
Lineage: Eukaryota; Metazoa; Chordata; Aves; Struthioniformes; Struthionidae
Source: RefSeq, a predicted model, not a curated record
AUGGCGGAUUAUGAGAAGUCCUCAGACAGUGGCAUCGCGAGCAGGCUUAGCUCUCUAAACAUGGAAAAGGUGCUGGUCCCUUCUGUCACGUUAAUUGUAGGCUGUGGAGUAUCUUCGCUGACACUUUUGCUGUUGAUUAUCAUUUAUGUCUCUGUUUGGAGGUAUAUUCGCUCAGAGCGCUCUGUCAUUCUUAUCAACUUCUGCCUGUCCAUCAUUUCCUCCAAUGCUCUCAUUUUGAUUGGACAAACCCAGACCCGGAAUAAGGUGAUAUGCACGCUGGUGGCAGCUUUCUUGCACUUCUUCUUCCUCUCCUCUUUCUGCUGGGUGCUGACAGAGGCCUGGCAGUCCUACAUGGCAGUGACGGGCAGGUUACGGAACCGCAUCAUCCGCAAGCGAUUCUUGUGUCUCGGAUGGGGGCUCCCUGCCUUGGUGGUUGCCAUUUCCGUGGGAUUUACUAAAGCCAAGGGGUACGGCACCGUGAACUACUGCUGGCUUUCAUUAGAGGGAGGUCUUCUCUACGCCUUCGUGGGACCUGCGGCUGCUGUUGUUUUGGUGAACAUGGUUAUUGGCAUUCUGGUUUUUAACAAACUUGUAUCCAAAGAUGGAAUAACAGAUAAGAAACUGAAGGAACGGGCAGGUCAGAUGGCAGUGCCCCUUUACGGCAUGACGCUCAAAUGUUCCAAGUGUGGAGUAGUUUCUUCUGCAGAAGUUUCGGCCACAGCCACCAGUAACGCCAUGGCAUCCCUUUGGAGCUCAUGCGUGGUCCUACCUCUCCUGGCACUGACUUGGAUGUCCGCAGUUCUGGCAAUCACAGAUCGGCGGUCGGCACUCUUCCAGAUCCUUUUCGCUGUCUUUGACUCACUGGAAGGCUUUGUCAUCGUGAUGGUCCAUUGCAUCCUCAGGCGGGAGGUCCAAGAUGCUGUGAAGUGCCGCGUAGUGGAUCGUCAAGAAGAGGGCAAUGGAGACUCAGGGGGGUCAUUUCAGAAUGGACAUGCUCAGCUAAUGACCGAUUUUGAGAAGGAUGUGGAUAUGGCUUGUAGAUCAGUGCUGAAUAAAGACAUCACCACCUGCAGGACCUCAACCAUCACAGGAACACUGAAGCGCCCAUCACUUCAGGAUGAAGAAAAAUUGAAACUGAAUCACCAGAAGGGGUCAUCAAACUUUAACAGUCUUCCAGCCAAUGUCUCCAAGAUGCAUCUUCAGGGCUCACCUCACUACCUGGGGGCCAUCAACCUGAAUGAAUUCAGCAAUCACACACUGACCUUGAAGAAGGACAAAAAUCAGCCACCCAAGUCUAUCUACAUCUGUGAUGGGGACAUCUUCAAGAAGUUGGACUCAGAACUCUCCCGGGCACAAGAGCAAACACUGGACACCAGCUACGUCAUUCUGCCUACCAACACAUCCACUUUACGGGCCAAACCACCCAAGGAUGAGAGCAAAUACAGCAUCAAUAUUGACCAAAUGCCCCAGACACGACUCAUCCACCUGAGUAUGGCAACUGACCCAGGCUUUGUUGUCAAGAGUCCUCCACGGGAGCCCAUAACCAUGACAUGCAGUGAGGUGCAAGGUUCCCCCAUGAUACAACAGCAGCAGCAGCUGCCUCCACAGAAUAUCUCCAAUGAGGCACAGAUUCCCAACAGCCUGUGUGACACAGGUGACUCAGGGAACUCGGGUGUGGUGUCCAAAAGUGAGACCGUCUCCACCCUCUCCAUGAGCUCGUUGGAGAGGCGGAAAUCCCGGUAUGCAGAGCUAGAUUUUGAGAAAAUCAUGCACACAAGAAAACGUCACCAAGACAUGUUCCAAGACCUGAACAGAAAACUGCAGCAUGCAGAGAAGGAGAAGGAGUCUCCAACAACGGACAGCAAGCAAGAGAAACAGCAGACACCAAACAAGAGACCCUGGGAAGGAAUCAGAAAAGUCCAGUCCCCACCGUCAUGGGUUAAAAAGGACAUGGAACCUGUGGCACAGUCUCCCUUAGAACUAAAAACUGUAGAGUGGGAGAAAACAGGGGCCACCAUCCCUCUGGUGGGACAAGACAUUAUUGACCUUCAGACGGAGGUCUGAGCGGAAAAAGAGAGAAAGGGACUUUUUUUUCCGGAAAGCAAGCAAACAAACAAACAAACACAAAUUUAAAAAAAAAAAAUGAUUAAAUUAAGUCGAAACCGAGUGAGAGAAGUGUUUGGUUUCUUUUGAAACCUUUGGUAAAAUGCAGUAACUUUUGUAUUGUUCUCAGCAGAGAGAGGGAAUAUUACUUUAUAGAAUAUAGUAGCUGUAGGUUCAGACCAACACGAUCUUUCCCAGGUAGGACUGGAGAGGGAGUGAGCCUGGAAAAGAGCGAGGAGGAGGCAGAAGGCGGGGAGGGCUGCCGGGAAUCGCCCCAUGGAGAGGCUAUGGUGGCCCGCGACGGAGGAUGCUAGCACGAGGAGCCCUGCUCUGCAGCGGGGAAGUGCAGCACAACGGCCAGAGGGACCGUAUGGCAAAAGGGCCACGAAGAUGGGUUUUGGCUGCAAGGAGAAGACAAAAGGUGAACCCAGCAGGAGCUUCACUGGGGCGUUCUCCAGCCAUAGGUCCCAGGCGAAACGCAUCCUUGCCCGGCCCGGGGCGUUCCUUGCACAGCACGGGCUCAAGAGUGUGAGCCAAUCUUUGCCCCUCCACUGCAGCUGAGAAGACGGGAAAGGGGAUGGGCUGAGCCGCUGGGCACCGCAGCUGAGAAGCAUCCUCCUUGCUGCCCAACAGGAGACAUCUUGGCACCACCGUAUGGGCCAGCUUGCAAGGCGCCCCGGCGAUGCGGCAGUGAACAGAUGUGACACCCGUGGCCCAUCCAAGAGGUAAGGUGGGGCUUCUCCCCUUCGUCGCUCCGCAGCGGGUGUCCCGCAUCCCCCGGGGGUGCAUGCAGGAGGAUGCACCUGCACGCCUCUAACACCUGCUCGCCCCAUCUCCAGGGAGGGGGUCGAAGGCGUCACAGAAAAAACAGACCAACAAGAAGAACGUAGGUCAUUUCAUUGACUGUUAAAUAGAUAAACUCAGCACGGGCCUUGGCAAAGGUCCAUUUGGCCGCAUCUUUUUUUUCUGUUAUUUUUCCCUUCCUAUCGGACUCGAACUUAUUCCAAGCUACCCCUCCCUGGAAGCCAGAGAGAAAGAGAAAGAGGGAAAGACACAUCUGCUUAUGUACCUGGAGAUAUUUGGUAUACAGAGAAUAUUGCCUUAGGACAUUGAGACAAACUGACAACAUGAAUAACGUCCACUUGGAAACAAAACAAAACAAAAAAUAAUCUAUUUUUUUCCUUCUUCUUUUCUUUUCUUCAAUAAAAAGAGAACUUGAAACCCGAGACCUUUCUUUUCUUUGGCUCUUGUCAUUUCAAAUGCCUUCCCCCGUGCUGUAGGAUGGUGCAGGCAUGGGGUGAGGAUGCCACCUGCUGAAGGUGGGAUGCAAGUUGCUCCAUGGAAAUCUGGGAUGGUGGGAACACCUGGCCCCUUUGCCUGUCGCUUGCAAGAUUUUACUCUGUUUUAUUCAAUCUGGGUUUCAGUCACUUUCCCCUCCCUGGUUCCUGCCCUCCCUCCCCUCUGCCCCCAGCCGGCAGGCAGGUGUGUGGUCCUAGCAGAAGGAAAGGAAACAGGUCGAGCUGGUCAGGAAAGUGGGACAUCCUUCAUAAAAAACAUCUUUAUUUUGCUGUGAAAAAGAACAAAUAAAAUCAUUAGACGUUUCUCAAGGCUAUUUCCAAAAAAUAAUGAUUUUCUACAUUUCACUCCACAGAAAGCAUUCUGCAAUAUUUUUAUCAUUAAAAAAAAAAAAAAG